Lethenteron reissneri (Far Eastern brook lamprey) is the source of this 2062-nucleotide messenger RNA. RefSeq names its product stomatin-like. Gene Ontology annotation, cellular component: plasma membrane. NCBI's taxonomy places the organism in Eukaryota, Metazoa, Chordata, Hyperoartia, Petromyzontiformes, Petromyzontidae. The record is from RefSeq and is a predicted model, not a curated record.
UAGGACCCUGGGGACCCCAGUCCCGUUGUCCUUCUAAGGGCCGGGCUGAGAGGGCCAGUGGUCAGACCCGUUGCCUUGGCUGGGUCGGGUCGAGAUAGCCUCCCCUAGGGACCCCCUAGCCGGAGGGAUGAGUGUACGUGGUCCCAAGUAAUAGGACACGAUAGCCCGGAGGACAUACCUCCCCAGAUCCUUCUAGCAGUGGAGUCGGUUGCUGUGGUUACCUGUUAAUCGGACUUUCUUACCUUUUGAUACUCAUCACAUUCCCAAUCAGCAUAUGGAUGUGUUUCAAGAUAGUGCAAGAAUAUGAAAGAGCCGUCAUCUUCACACUAGGACGAAUCAAACCAGGAGGCGCUAAGGGCCCAGGUCUUUUUUGGAUAGUACCUUGCACAGACAACUUUGUGAAGGUGGACAUGAGGACAGUCAACUUUGACAUCCCUCCUCAAGAGAUUCUCACCAAGGACUCUGUGACAGUGAGUGUGGACGGCGUGGUGUACUACCGUGUACAGAACGCCAUCCUGUCUGUGGCCAACAUCACCAAUGCCAACUCGGCCACACAGCUGCUUGCCCAGACCACGCUCCGAAAUGUGCUGGGCACCAAGAACCUGUCCGAGAUCCUCUCUGACCGGGAGGAGAUCGCGCACACCAUGCAGCUCACACUGGACGAUGCUACAGACAACUGGGGAAUAAAGUUGGAGAGAGUGGACAUCAAGGACGUCAAGUUGCCCCACCAGCUCCAGCGGGCCAUGGCAGCUGAGGCUGAGGCAACACGAGAGGCUAGAGCCAAGGUGAUUUCAGCGGAGGGAGAGAUGCACGCAUCGCGGGCGCUCAAAGAGGCGGCCCUGGUAAUGGGGGAGGCCCCAGCAGCCUUGCAGCUCCGCUACCUGCAGACCCUCAAUACCAUUGCUGCCGAGAAGAACUCCACCAUCAUAUUCCCACUGCCCAUGGAUCUGCUGCAGGGCAUGGGAGCAUCAUGGAAGAAAUGAGCCUUGUAUCGAGAUCCCAGGGAAUGACACCUUGAUCAUAAUUGUCAACUCUACCAAUUUAAGUAGUAGGCUUCCGAGUUUUUAAAUCUUGCUACUGCAUACCAUUGGUAAAAAUGUAUCAUAUCCAUCUUGAAACAAUUAUUUUUUACAAAUAUUUGCUUUGAAAAUCGAUUGGCAUCCAGUAAAACGGUUUAAGAAUGUAAACCUUCCACUUAAUUUGGUAUGCCUGGCAAGUAUGCCCCGAGGUCGUAAUCAGCAUUCAAGAAGUUAUGUGGCUGCGUGUUGACUUGGGGUCAACAUUACAAUGCAUUAAUUCAUAAAUAAAUAUUGAUUCUUGCGCUAUAAAUGUGUGUCGAUUAAGAACUAUUUUUGCGUAUACAUUUUUUUAUUAAAUGCAUGUGAACCCUGAGGCUGCGAGAAGUAGUUCCAUUGACAAUGUGAAAUACAUAUUUUGUUGAGUUGUGAUAAAUUACAUUCCUAAUCUAGAUUUUAAGUUUUCGUGACUACAGGGAUCCAUACUCUUUGGUUCUUUCGGUAAAGUCACGCAGCCUCCCACUCCCAACCCUGCUCCCCCCCGCCCCCCCCCCCCCCCGGCAUUUUGCCGUACUCGCCCUUUAAUCCCUUCUCGCAGCGCUUCACUUGGCAGCGUCCCACUCCCUCUACCCCACACCCCCCUCUCUAUCUCUCCUCCCUGGCUCCUCCCCCCUCUGGCUCCACCUAUAUAGCCUCUUGUCACAGCAGCCCUUUUGCCCACUCCACCAAUUGCUUUAUUGCUGUGGUUGUCCCACCUGAUGACGGACGCUUGUGUUGCGCCCGAAACGUCGUGAUUUAAUUUAUUUUAUUUUAUAACUACGUGACUUUACCGAAAGAACCAAAGAGUAUAUUCCUAAUGUUUAUUGUUGGGGUUAUGUUGGUACAGGAAGGUACGUGUAUUUUUUGUAUAAAAGUUAAAAUAUACUAAUACAGACACUUCGAAUUUUACGUUGUUUGGUUUUGUAACAAAGUUUAUCUGUCAGCAUAUAUUACAUCAAUAUUAUAUAUUGCUUUUUCUGAUUAAAUAUAAACAAUGAAACUGCUGA